CAUUGUAGAGGUCAAUAGAUACAAUUUUCAGGGGAAUUAUUUUCAUAACAAAAUUGCCCACCAACCCAGGCAUGAAUGUGUACCAACCAAUCCCUUAAAAUAACAUUGCUUUAUAAACCUUGGCUAGCACUCCUUUAAAUAGGAUUCAGGUAUAAAUUCCAAAAAUUAUACUUCACAGACUGACUGCACAUACAGCAGGUGUGUUGGAAGUUUUGAAUAGUGAGGUUGCUUCGAUUGAAUUUCUUUUUUUUUUGUGAUGUAGAACGUGUUUCAGAUGAGAGGUAGUUUUAAGGGAUAUUUAUUGUAAUUCAUUUAGAGGGUAACGGUCUGUUCCUUUUAUAUUUCACGUCUUCACCAUGGUAUACCAGUUUCUAAAAAACCUUGUAGUUUAUGCAAUACAAGGAUAUGACACCUACAUGCAGUGAGCUGCAUUACGUUAAGUGGAAGAAAAGGUCACAAUAAAACAUCAUGGGUGCAGUGUAUCACAGGUUUGUCCUUUUUAAAUGCAUUUGUUUUUACCGUUCACUGACAACCUGAUUGGAGAGGCAUCCAUUGUCUUUGAGUUAAUUUAGGACAUGUGUCAGUAACACAAUAUUUUAGAUGGGUUUCUGAAUGACAAAGCACACAUUUGUAUCAUGUGCGCUGACUCACAGCUUAUUGUGAAAUUGGCCUGUUUAUUCUUAUCGCUUCAAAGUUGUAAAACAAAACUCAAGAUACUCAAAACAUGUGAGACGUUGCAGGUCGACUGUCAGGCUUUUCAUUUCAAAAUCAAACAGUUUUCAGUUAUGGUAAAAUUAGUCCAUGAUAUCGUAAGACUUGAUUGUCACUCUUCAUGGGGUUCCCACUAGCUGGAUGAACUUGUUUUCAAACUAAUGCUGUUUUGUAUCAUUAUGUAAGAAAUACAUAACAGGCAUUAGUAAGAUCAUGUUUGUAACACACAUUUGCCCAUCACUGCAGAACAUUUAAAAUCGAAAAGGUUAUUACAAAUAACUAAAACACCAGGAUCCACAUUUAGCAUAAUGUGUAUGUAAAAAUAGGUGUGUCAUACAGCACAUGCCUCAGUUUUUGCAUAAUAAAUAGCAUGGUACAAUAUCUUAGUAAUUUACAUUUAUCAUUUUGGAGUUUCUAGUAUACUGGACUUAAACAGAGUUAUCAAUGUAUUAAAACGUGCCAUCAAAAAAAAAAAAAAAAAAAAAAAAAAUAGAGCACUAUAAACAUCACAUAUUUACUGAUCUAGUAUGUGCUAUCUGGAUUACUUAAUUAUAUAUACUGUGUGCAGCAUUACAUGUAUGGAAUGUUCCUCCGGGUUUGUCAACUGCAGUGGCAUUAAUCAAAUAUCAAUAUUUGUAUGGAAAUAACUAUUAAUGCUUAGCUAGCACGAGUAUCACUGUUGCAAUUUCAUGUCUGUAACUUACAGAUGUAAUUUCAUACUCUUGUCUUUCAUCAACCUCCGACACCACAGUUACCCCUAGUAAUAUGCUUUAGGGUUGAAUUCUGCCCCUCGUCACUGUUUUCAGGAGUCAAACAUUAUGCAUGUUCUAAUAAGUGAUUCACUCAGAAUUGAAUAUACUGCAGUUGUUCUGUAAGAGGUAAUUGCAAAUACUUAGAAGUAGGGGAACUGGAAAUGGCUACUGGCAAUACCCUGUUAAGUGUACAGACACCUAAAUCAUUGGUAAAAUAUGUUGUACAGUAUAACUAUGAAAUAGUACAGUACAUUGUUAUAUUGGUUUUUGGUUUAGCGCCACUCAUUAUAUUCCCUAAGAGCAUUUAAAAAAAAAAUAAAAUAAAUAAAAUAAUGGAAAUACAAAAGUUAACUAGAAAUUGUCUCUACUCUGACAAAAAUAUAUUGUAUGACCUAACAUAAUGACUCUCUUUACCCACAGGCACACAAGUCAGUAAGCUUGUGAAACUCCCAAGUUCUGUUUUUAAUAUCCGCACAAGCAGUUUUGACUUCACCAAAGUUCAUGUUUUUUUUUUUCCCUUCUCUACAAUGCAGUUACCUUCCAAGUUUGAAAGCAUCCUACCCUAAUGAGUAUACUACUGAUCGAAGCUUUUUAUGGGGGCUCCCACAAGCAGCUUAUUGACCUGCUCCAGAGAAAUGUUGAGGACUGUGUUACUUAUACACUGCCAGCAAAGAAAUGGCACUGGAGAGCACGUACAGCUGCUAUUUACUUCAUGCAGGCUGUCCCAGUCAGUGGCAGUUACAGGGUCCUCUUUACCAGCUCAGUUCUUAACCUGGCUGAACUAGCUGCCCUCCGACCUGACCUUGCCACAUUGAAAAAGAUCCUGUACUUCCAUGAGAAUCAACUGGUAUAUCCUGUCCGGAAGAACCAGGAAAGAGACUUUCAGUAUGGAUACAACCAAGUUCUUUCAUGUUUGGUGGCUGAUGUGGUGGUGUUUAAUUCUGCCUUCAACAUGGAGUCCUUUCUCACAUCCAUUGGUACCUUCAUGAAGCUCAUCCCAGACUACAGGCCCAAAGAUUUGGAAAAGAUCAUCAGACCCAAAUGCCAAGUACUCUACUUUCCUAUCAACUUCCCUAAUGUCAAAAGGUUUAUUACAGACAAUAAACGUUCCUUUUUCUCUGAAAACACUGUUGUGGUAGAAGCUGGAAACCGUGAACGUUGUCUGUCGGAGACUGAGGACUCCACAUUGGCCAAGAGGCUGACAAAAAACAGUGAUUCCGGUCAGGAGCCCGGAUCUUGUAAAAAGAUUAAUGCCACUUGCCAGGAAGCACCACUUAACCCACCAGGAACACCACAGGAGCUGAACAGAAAGGAAGAAUCAGAAAGUACAGUCCCUUAUCAUGAACAAGAUAAGGAGCAACCCACCUUUGACCCCUGUGGCAAGACAGGUGGGAUGGUAGAAAAAUGUGAUGGACUAACAAAUCAACAAAGACCGCUACACAUUGUGUGGCCUCACAGGUGGGAACACGACAAAGACCCUGAGGCCUUCUUCAAGACAUUACUAAAGCUGAAAGAGAAGGGACUAAACUUUCAAGUGUCUGUCCUUGGUGAGACCUUUACUGAUGUGCCAGACAUCUUUACAGAAGCCAGAAACGACCUAGAUGCGUGUGUCUCACAUUGGGGCUACAUAUCCAGCAAAGAAGAUUACUUCAAAGCCCUGUGUGAGGCAGAUGUUGUAGUUUCAACAGCCAAACACGAGUUCUUUGGAGUGGCAAUGUUAGAAGCUGUUCAUUGUGGGUGCUAUCCGCUGUGCCCAAACGCUUUGGUUUACCCUGAAAUAUUUGCUGCUGAAUAUCUGUACUCUACACCUGAACAACUGUUUAAGAGGCUUCAGAAUUUCUGCAAGAGACCAGACCUUGUUAGGAAACAUCAUGUCAAGGUUGACACGGAUCAGUUUUCUUGGGCUGCUCUGUGUAGGAAAUUCAGGUCUCUCCUUGCAUCAGAAGCCAGGGAAGAUUUGUGACAGAUGGGGCUAAGUCACAAACUUGCAGCCUAAGGCAGAAUCUGCGGAACUUUCCAGAGUAUGCCCAUAUUUACCUGAUCAGAGAGGGAGGGGGAAGAAAAUGUGCAGAGGAAGCUGAGCCUGGCUGCUUGUCAUAGCUGACACAGAGCCAUCUGCCACAAACCUGUGGCGGCUUCAGAUCUCCAUUCCCUGCCACCACUCCAACCCAAAUUAAAUACAGAUUCAUAGAGACGUUAUGAUGGUUACACAUGUCCCCAGCUUCACAUGCAGGAGACUUUGUUAAAAAAAAAAAUGUGGUCUGUUGUAUAACCACACUCAUGUAUCCCAUAUGUGGUGCCACAUUGAAUUUCCGGUCGAAUCUGUUUUUAUCCUUUGUACUGGAUGACAUGGUGCCGGAAUUCUUUCUUUUUCCGACAUAAUGGCAGCCAAGCUACAGCUUCAAACGCUCGCACUUGGCUGCAUUUCUACCUAGGUUGCCAGGUUAUCGUCGCGUCCUCAGAGGGCCAUGGGGGCUGAAAGGAGGAUAAGAGUGCUUCUGGACUAAUUGGGCAGCCAUCCAUGAAUUGUUUUUCAGACGAGAGGGCUGCUUUAGUGCUUGCCUUCUUUGCAAAUUAAUGACUCUGGCACAGGGGGUUUUAAGUGAAGGUAUUAAUAAGGGGUCUGGCAGGUAUUCCCAUGAUUCACAGUGUUACAUUUGCAUUUAAUUAAUCUUAAAGAAAGCUGCAAGAUAAACAGCUGUAAUUCAGAUGAGCAUUGGGAAUAUGUGACAUGGUGCCACCUAUCUGAUGAAAUGUAAGCCAUUAUACUUGUUUUUAUUUUUCUUCAAGCUGUUUCGAACACUAUCACACCAGUAAGCCAGUAACGAUUCAUAGUGUAUUUGAACAUUUUGAUAUGGAAGGUACUUAAGAAAAAUGUUAAUACAUUUUUUGACACAUGGUUUAAUUUUCAGUUACAUAUUAUAGGUUAAUUACAUGUUUCCAGCAGGUAAGUCAAUUUAAACAUGUAGUGAUCAGUUCAAGAACAAAAUAAUAUGACAUUUGAUGUGGUUUCUGCUAUGAAUUUAUACAAGUAUAAUUAAAAGUAAGAUUUAAAA
This is a messenger RNA of Polyodon spathula (Mississippi paddlefish), 4519 nucleotides long. It is a transcript of the gene qtman, whose product is annotated as glycosyltransferase-like domain containing 1. Lineage: Eukaryota; Metazoa; Chordata; Actinopteri; Acipenseriformes; Polyodontidae. The coding region runs from base 2029 to 3426 and encodes 465 amino acids. The record is from RefSeq and is a predicted model, not a curated record. The transcript is spliced from 10 exons. Gene Ontology annotation, molecular function: glycosyltransferase activity.